Molecule: messenger RNA, 1821 nt
Organism: Selaginella moellendorffii
Lineage: Eukaryota; Viridiplantae; Streptophyta; Lycopodiopsida; Selaginellales; Selaginellaceae
Product: glutamate synthase [NADH], amyloplastic
Exons: 7
Coding region: 119-1726 (535 amino acids)
Molecular function (GO): oxidoreductase activity, acting on the CH-NH2 group of donors, NAD or NADP as acceptor; iron-sulfur cluster binding
Source: RefSeq, a predicted model, not a curated record
GAAAGUUUUCCCUCGCGACUACAAAAGAGCUCUCAACGAGGAGAAGGCCAAGAAAAGAGCGGCAGAGGAGGAGGAAGCGCGACUGGCCGCUGUGGAUGCUUUCCAGGAAUUGAAGAAAAUGGCUGAAGCAGCUACCAACGGAGGAGCGGCUGCAGUAGCCGAGACUCCGGCCAAAGCGCGGCCAACAAAAAUUCCGGACGCUGUUAAGCAUCGGGGAUUUAUCUCGUAUGAACGAGAAACACUUCCAUAUCGCCCGGCCCAGGAACGAAUGCAAGACUGGAAUGAGGUCCUUGCUACCGCCAGGAAUGAUGACCUCCUUAAAACCCAGUCUGCCCGGUGUAUGGAUUGCGGCACUCCAUUCUGCAACCAGGAUAAUAGUGGAUGUCCCCUUGGAAACAAGAUUCCGGAAUGGAACGAACUUGUUCACCAAGGUCGUUGGCGGGAAGCCUUGGACAGGCUCCUGGAAACCAACAACUUUCCAGAGUUCACGGGACGUGUGUGCCCUGCUCCUUGCGAGGGUGCCUGUGUUUUGGGAAUUAUAGAGAACCCGGUCUCUAUUAAGACGAUGGAGUGUACCAUUAUCGACAAAGCCUUUGAGGAAGGUUGGAUGGUUCCUCGUCCGCCAGCUUAUCGAACCGGGAAGAGAGUGGCGAUUGUAGGUAGCGGUCCGGCAGGUCUAGCAGCCGCUGAUCAGCUCAAUAAGGCCGGCCACUCCGUGACAGUGUUUGAGCGAGCGGAUAGAAUUGGAGGCCUCAUGAUGUACGGUGUACCGAACAUGAAGACCGAUAAAGUGGAGGUCGUUCAACGGCGAGUGAACCUGAUGGCUGCCGAAGGGAUCGAGUUCAUCGUUAAUGCGAAUGUCGGAGUUGACAAGUUAUUCUCGGUGGAGAGGUUAAUGUCCGACUAUGAUAGCUUACUACUUGCUUGUGGCGCUACUAAGCCCAGGGACCUUAAAGUAGAAGGCCGAGAAUAUGAAGGCAUACAUUUUGCGAUGGAGUUUCUUCACGCGAAUACCAAGAGUUUGCUGGAUUCGGGGCUCAAGGACAACAACUACAUAUCCGCCAAAGACAAGAAGGUGGUGGUGAUAGGAGGAGGCGAUACAGGCACAGAUUGCAUCGGCACUGCAGUCCGCCACGGCUGCAAGAGCGUUGUAAAUCUGGAGCUACUUCCUCAGCCUCCUGCAACUCGUGCACCGGGGAAUCCUUGGCCACAGUGGCCACGAGUUUUCCGCGUCGAUUACGGGCAUGCCGAGGCAAAGGAGAAGUUUGGUAGUGACCCCAGGUCGUACGAGGUGACUACAAAGAAGUUUAUCACCGAUGGUGAUAACCGUGUCAGCGGCUUGGUGCUCAAACGGGUGCGGUGGUUUAAGGACGCGAGUGGGAGAUUCCAGAGGGAGGAAAUCGAAGGGUCGGAAGAGAUAAUAGAGGCAGAUUUGGUGCUCUUGGCCAUGGGAUUCGUGGGACCAGAACAGGACGUAGCUGAGAAGCUCAAAGUGGCUACCAAUGAUGCAGCAACCACAUUUAAAGCAGAGUAUGGCAAAUUUGCUACAAAUGUCAAGGGUGUCUUUGCCGCUGGUGACUGUCGAAGAGGACAAUCGCUGGUUGUGUGGGCGAUUGCCGAAGGGAGGGAAGCGGCAGCACAGAUUGACAAGUUUCUGAUGGAAGACACUUCCAAGGUUGGCGAGGAGCUCAAGGCUGCUCGGAAGAAGAUGGGGAUGUUGAUAUAAAAUGGACAGCCAAAUUUUGCCUGUUGUAAAUUUUGUUGGGUUGGUUUUUAUCCUAAUUAAAUGAGUGGUUCUAAUCAAAAAUUAUAUUUAGCGUA